Messenger RNA from Gordionus sp. m RMFG-2023, 1902 nucleotides. RefSeq names its product SNW domain-containing protein 1-like. Gene Ontology annotation, cellular component: spliceosomal complex. The record is from RefSeq and is a predicted model, not a curated record. NCBI's taxonomy places the organism in Eukaryota, Metazoa, Nematomorpha, Gordioida, Chordodea, Parachordodidae. The transcript has 14 exons. Gene Ontology annotation, biological process: mRNA splicing, via spliceosome. The coding region runs from base 16 to 1725 and encodes 569 amino acids.
UAAUUAAAUUUCAAUAUGUCGCUCGCGAGUUUAUUGCCAACACCCGUUCAAUCGUUUAGAACGACAGAAAAUAUUAUAGACAUACCAGAAAAAUCCUUAGUUCAAAUUCAAUAUGGACCUCCACCUUAUUUACACAGAAACAAUUAUAUUCCUCGGCAUUCAGAGGAUUAUGGAGAUGGUGGAGCUUUUCCUGAAAUACAAAUGGCACAAUUCCCUCUUGAAAUGGGAAAAACAAAAGUUGAUAUUUCAAGAUCAAAGGUUCUUCCCUUGCAAGUUGAUGCUGCAGGAAAAAUACAGUAUGAUGCUAUUGUUAAACAUGGACAUCAUAAAGACAAAAUUGUUAAAUCAAAGUAUGAAGAUUUAUUGCCAAAACCAAUUGAAGAAGAGGAAAAUUUUCAAUUGCCCAAGGAAGACAUGAUUGCAGAGACCACAGAAAAGACAAGACAGGCAUUGGAAAAAUUAGUUUCAGGAAAAAUAGCGGCCGCCAUGCCAGUCAGAGCAGCUGAUCAAAGAGCCCCUGCCAAAUAUAUUAGGUACACCGCAUCUCAACAAAAUACCAGCUUUAAUUCUGGAGCCAAACAAAGAAUAGUGAGGAUGAUGGAUAUGCCCAAAGACCCACUAUCACCUCCCAGAUUCAACGUUAACAAAAAAAUUCCCAGAGGAGCUGGUUCACCUCCUGCCCCGGUUCUUCAUUCCCCUACUCGAAAGGUCACAGUCAAAGAACAACAAGACUGGAAAAUUCCUCCUUGUAUUUCCAACUGGAAAAAUGCUAAGGGCUAUACCAUACCUCUAGACAAAAGACUGGCCGCAGAUGGUAGAGGUCUACAAGAGGUCACAAUCAACGAAAAUUUCGCGAAAUUAGCCGAAGCUUUGUAUAUAGCUGAUAGGAAGGCGCGUGAGGCUGUCGAGAUGCGAGCUCAAAUGGAACGCAAACUAGCUCAAAAAGAGAAGGAGAAAAAGGAAGAACAUCUGAGACUCUUAGCUCAAAGAGCGAGGGAGGCCCGUGCCGGUAUCAAGCAAACUAUCACCGAGCAUCUGGGAGCAAACAAAACGGCCGGGGGAGCUAACAGGGAAGGAGAUACAGACAAAUCGGAAUUUCUGGAACGCGAACAGCUAAGGCAGGAUAGACACAGGGACAGGCAAAGAGAACGAAAUCUCGCCAAGGCUGCGCCCGAUAGAAAGGGCAAGAUGGAGAAGGAGAGAGAUAUCAGUGAAAAAAUAGCUCUGGGAGUGCCUAACCCUGGGUUUAACAAACAAGGAGACAUUUUAGACUCUCAAUUCGAUCAAAGGCUAUUCAACCAGUCCAAGGGGAUGGACUCUGGAUUUACAGCUGACGACGCUUACAACGUCUAUGAUAAACCAUGGCGGGAUACUGCCACGCUCGGCCAUUCCAUAUAUAGACCGUCAAAGGGAGUCGCUGACUCUGACGCCUAUGGGGACGACUUUGAUGCGCUUGUUAAGACCAAUAGAUUUGUUCCCGACAAACCAUUUUCUGGGCUGGAGAGUGGUAGGGAAGACGAACCCGGAACUGUGAACAGACGUCAAGGCCCAGUUCAGUUUGAAAAGCAGAGGAAUACUGAAGAUCCUUUCAAUUUAGACAAAUUUUUGGGUUCUGUCAAGAAGGCAGCAGGGCUGUCUGAAACGCCAUCGUCCAAUUCCCAAAAUUCAGGGAAGAAAAGACUGGCCGGAAAUCAAGCUCCAGAAAGGGGAAACAAAAAAAGAUAAUAAAAUUGUAUUUUUUAAAAAAAAUAUAUCGUCGUUAAAUCUUUAAAUUAAUAAAAAGGACUCUCUUUGAAAUAUAUGUUUUACUUCAUAUUUAUUUAUUUUAAAAAAAAUUUUCAUAUUGUUGAUUAUAUAUAAUGUAAUGGGAAUAUUUAAGGCUAUUUUAAUUGUUAUUCAAUG